GAACGCAUGAUGGACUUUGUCGCCACCCUCACAGAUCCUACAAUCUCCGUCGUGUUGGUGCCGACGAUCGAGGCAUUCUAUCCCAAACUUCUGGCGCGCAAGGAUGAGAUCGAGAAUGUGACGAGAAAGAUAUUCCAAUACGGGGCUAGCGAUAGACACAAACUCGAUGUCUACUAUCCUUCAGGGACACAGAGCGGGAAAGCGCCUGUCUUGUUUUUUGAAUACGGCGGAGGGUUCAAUACGGGAAACAGAGUGCAGCCAGCACCUCUGGACUUGGUGUAUCGCAAUCUUGGAGCAUUCUUCGCGAAGCUUGGGAUCUUCACAAUUAUCGCAGAUUACCGAUUGGUCCCUCAAGCAACGUAUCCUGAACCGGCAGAAGACAUCGGGCAAGCAAUCGCUUGGAUCAUCGCCAAUGCGUCUGAAGUAGCGCAGGACUCGAAUAUCAAGCUAGACAUCGACCAUAUUUUCCUCAUGGGCAACUCCGCAGGAGCUGCACACGUCGUAACGUUGGCAUUGGCACCCAAUCUGCUAUCGCAGGAUAUCCGAACUCGCGUCCGUGGUAUCAUACUCCUUGGCGGAGCGUACAGUUUCCCGGUCGACAAUCCCUCUUUAAGCACAUAUCUUGAGGUUCUGAGGCAGUAUUACGGUUCGGAUGAUGAGAUUCGAAAGCACCAACCACUAUCUCUCCUGAAGAACGCAACGCCGGAGACCAUAAACAGUCUGCCAGAUAUCUUGGUACUGAAAGAUGAAUGGGAGCCAGCGACCAUCGACAGGGACCAUGGGUUGUUUGUGAAUGCGUUGAGAGAGCGGCGCGCCUCGAAAGUCGACGAAGACGUGCUCAAGGGACACAACCAUAUAAGCCCGGGAGUUAGCUUAAGUAGUGGGGAAGGCGAGGAAUGGGGAAAGAAUGUGGCAGACUGGAUCAAUGCGAGAGGGUCCUAGUUAUGCAAAUGGCUUAUACAAUAUAACCUUUGGAAGGAUAUCACGGAGACAUUGAGGUUGGUAUGCAGGCUCUGUGGGAUGGAAAGUUAACGAUUUGCUUGCCCUAUUUUCGCAAGAUGAAUACAGUACGUACUAGAAAAUUUCACGAAUACACACUGCAGAGCGCUGAACCCUGAGAUCAUAGUAGGGAAAACUGGGCGCGACAGGAGUCAAAAUGUGUCUCAAUGUGAGAGCUACUGUUUGGAGCUUUGAUAAAGCAAUAUUGCAGAAUUUGAAGGCCAUUGUCGG
This is a messenger RNA of Somion occarium, 1230 nucleotides long. Lineage: Eukaryota; Fungi; Basidiomycota; Agaricomycetes; Polyporales; Cerrenaceae. The record is from the annotation of a GenBank genome assembly.